This is a messenger RNA of Brassica oleracea var. oleracea, 708 nucleotides long. RefSeq names its product DPH4 homolog. NCBI's taxonomy places the organism in Eukaryota, Viridiplantae, Streptophyta, Magnoliopsida, Brassicales, Brassicaceae. Gene Ontology annotation, molecular function: metal ion binding. Gene Ontology annotation, biological process: tRNA wobble uridine modification; protein histidyl modification to diphthamide. The coding region runs from base 86 to 640 and encodes 184 amino acids. The transcript has 2 exons. Gene Ontology annotation, cellular component: nucleus; cytosol. The record is from RefSeq and is a predicted model, not a curated record.
UGAAGAAAAACGAAUUGCCUUACCCUAAUAACCAACCCAACCCCUUUGGUGUAUCGUAAUUGCACAAAGUAAGGAUUCAACAAUCAUGCUUCUGGGUGAAACGUCACUCCACGACACAUACUACGAGAUCCUCUCCGUCAAAGAAGACGCGAGCUAUGACCAAAUCCGCAACAGCUAUCGAUCCGCCAUCCUCCACUCGCACCCAGAUAAGCUAAAAACCUCUCGUUGUUGUAGCUCAGACGAGAAGUUUCUCAAGAUCCAAAAGGCGUGGCAAGUCCUAAGCGAUGCAGAGCUGCGCGUGGUUUACGACAACGACCUUCGGUCUUCGAGACAGGACGGAGGAACCACUGCUGAUGAGAUUAGUAUAGAGGAUAUGUCGGUGGAGAUCACUGGAGAAGACAUGGAGAUUUUCUAUCAGUGUAGGUGUGGUGAUUACUUCUCUGUUGAUCCAUCUGAGCUUGAAACGAUGGGUUUUGAGUUGUUGAGAGACGGUGAUUGUGUUCAAGUUAGGAGAUUGGGUGCUUCUGUGGCGUCUGUUGUUCUUCCUUGUGGGUCUUGUUCUCUGAAAACCAGAGUUUGGGUUGAUUCUGACAUGAAGAUUCCUUUCCAAGAUGAUUCAGAAUUGAGGAAUCUAUCUUAAAGGGAAAAAGUUAACUGCAAUAUGCGUAUGACCAAGGAACACAAUGUUGGUAUAAGAGAAGCCUAGGG